UCUUUUCCUGCACUGGUGAGUGUUUAACGCGCGCGAGAGAGGAGAGACAUGACAAGAGCUCAGCGAACCUGGCCAGUCAAACAUGGAGCUGUUUAAAACAAUAUCGUUGUUACUUUGGAUAUUUUUGCUGAAUAGACAACAGGACUGCUACGCCGAAGAAGUUGUGCUGCUGAACUCAAAGGAGUCUCAGGCAGAGCUGGGCUGGACUUCACACCCUGCCAAUGGAUGGGAGGAGAUCAGCGGGGUGGAUGAGAAGUACAAGCCCAUCCGGACGUACCAGGUGUGCAACGUGAUGGAGCCCAGCCAGAACAACUGGCUGCAGACGGGCUGGAUCGGGAGGCAGACGGGGCAGCGCAUCUUCAUCGAGCUGCAGUUCACGCUGCGCGACUGCAACAGCAUCCCGGGCGUGGCCGGCACCUGCAAGGAGACCUUCAACCUGCUGUUCGCCGAGUCGGACUGGGACCUGCGCCGCGUGGCGCGCGAGGACCGCUACACCAAGAUCGACACCAUCGCCGCCGACGAGAGCUUCACGCAGGGCGACCUGGGCGAGCGCAAGAUGAAGCUCAACACCGAGGUGCGGGAGAUCGGCCACCUCAACCGCAAGGGCUUCCACCUGGCCUUCCAGGACGUGGGCGCCUGCGUGGCGCUGGUGUCCGUGCGCGUGUACUACAAGCGCUGCCUGUCCACCGUGCAGAACCUGGCCGUCUUCCCCGACACGGUGGCCGAGGCCGCCUUCGCCACGCUGGUGGAGGUGCGCGGGGCCUGCGUCAACAACUCGGAGGUGGACGCCGACAGCCCUCCCAGGAUGCACUGCAGCGCCGAGGGGGAGUGGCUGGUGCCCAUCGGGAAGUGCAGCUGCAGCGCCGGGUUCGAGGAAGGCCACAGCAGCUGUGAAGCCUGCCCUGCUGGCUCCUACAAGAUGUCUUCAAGGCAGCAGGAGUGUUUCCCCUGCCCCGCCCACAGCACGGCAGAAGAGGAGGGGUCAGUGCAGUGCGUGUGUGACCAGGACCACUUCCGAACCCCGCUGGACAGCCCCUCGGCCCCCUGCACCCGUCCCCCUUCUCCACCCAGGGACCUGGUGUACACCCUAAAACAGUCCACCCUGAUCCUGGAGUGGGCCCCCCCAGCGGACACGGGGGGCCGGGGUGACCUGUCGUACAGCGUGGGGUGCAGCCGGUGCGUGGGGCCCCCCCGGGCCCCCCAGCGGCAGUGCGAGCCGUGCGGGGCCAGCCUGGGCUUCGUGCCCCAGCAGAGCGGCCUGACGGAGCGCACCGUCACCGUGGUCAACCUGCUGCCCCACUCCAACUACACCUUCACCGUGGAGGCCCUCAACGGCGUGUCCGAGCUGCUGCCCGCCAAGAGCUUCUACAGCCAGGUCAACGUGUCCACCAGCCUGGCAGGCCCGUCCCUGGUGGGGGCUCUGCGGGCUGAGAAGAUUGAGCAGCGCAGCGUGACUCUGGCCUGGACAGAGCCCCGCCACCCCAACAGCAGCCGCACGCAGUAUGAGAUCAAGUACUACGAGAAGGAGCAGAAGGACCAGAGCUACUCCACCGUGAAGACCGCCUCCACCCGCGUCAGCGUCAACAACCUCAAGCCUGGCACCACAUACGUCUUCCUCAUCCGCCAGUCCUCCUCUUCAUCCCCCUCCUCCUCCUCCUCCUCCUCCUCCACCUCGUCCUCUUCCUCCUCCUCGCUGUCCUCCUCCCCUCUGUCGUCAUCCUCCUCCUCCUCCUCUGCUUCCUCUCCCUCCUCCUCCUCCUCCUCCUCUUCUUCCUCUACGCUGGACUACGGAGCCUACAGCCCCCCGCUGGAGCUGCAGACGCUUGGCGAGUUGGCGCUGGCGUCCAGCGAGCAGGGCCCGGUGGUGAUCAUCGUGGUGGUGUCGGUGGCCGCUCUCAUCAUGCUGCUCUCCAUGGGCGUGGGCCUGCUGAUCUGGAGGAGCAGUCUCUCCAGAUCCUCCAAUAUAGCGCCAACUAGCGUGGUCCUGCUCUCCACCUCCUUCUCCGCUACACCUCCUCCUCUUCUUCCUCCUCCUCCUCUUCCUUCUCUCUCCACGCAGCUGUCUCCCAGGCAAUGUGGCUACAGUAAGGCCAGCCAGGAGGGGGACGAGGAGCUGUACUUCCAGUUUAAGAUCCCGACGAGGAGGACAUACAUUGACCCGGAGACGUGUGAGGACCUGGUCCAGGCCGUCCAUGUGUUCGCCAAAGAGCUCGACGACUCCAGCGUCAAGAUCGACAGGAUCAUCCAUACUGGUGAAUUUGGGGAAGUGUGCCGCGGGUGUCUGAAGCUCCCCAGCAAGCGGGAGUUGCCGGUGGCGAUAAAGACGCUCCGAGCGGGCUGCUCUGAGAAGCAGAGGCGGUCCUUCCUGAGCGAGGCAGGAAUUCUGGGACAGUUCGACCACUCCAACAUCAUCCGCCUGGAGGGCGUCAUCACCAGAGGAAACACCAUGAUGAUCGUGGUGGAGUGCAUGUCCAAUGGGGUCCUGGACUCUUUCCUCAGAAAGCACGAGGGCCAGCUCAGCGUGCUGCAGCUGGUGGACAUGCUGAGCGCCGUCGCCGCGGGGAUGAAGUACCUGACGGAGAUGGGCUUCGUUCACCGCAGGCUGGCCGCUCACAAGGUGCUGGUCAACAGCAGCCUGGUCUGCAAGGUGUCGGGCUUCCGCCCCCUGCUGGACGACAAGGUGGAGGCCGUCUACACCACGCUGCACGGGGGGAAGAGUGCGGUGCUGUGGACGGCUCCAGAGGCCAUUCAGUACCACCGCUACAGCUCGGCGUCUGACGUGUGGAGUUUUGGGAUCGUCAUGUGGGAGGUGAUGUCCUUUGGAGAGAGGCCCUACUGGGACAUGGGGAACCAGGACGUGAUCAAGGCGAUUGAGGACGGGUUCCGUCUGCCCGCCCCCAUUAACUGCCCCGCCCCCCUGCACCAGCUGAUGCUGGACUGCUGGCAGAAGGAGCGCAACGAGAGGCCCAAGUUCAGCCAGAUCCACAGCGCCCUCAGCAAGAGCGUCCGGACCCCCGACUCCAUCGGCUCCUCCACUCUGUCGCGCAGGACGCUCGGCUCCUCCAUCCCCCUGGCGGAGCGCUCCUUCCCCUCCUUCCCCUCCUUCAGCUCUGUGGGCGAGUGGCUGGAGGCCGUGGACAUGGGCCGCUACAAGGACAACUUCACCGCCGCGGGCUACUGCUACCUGGAGUCCGUCGCCCGCAUGACCGUCCAGGAUGUUAUGAGCCUGGGGAUCACCUCUCUUGAACACCAGAAGCAGAUCCUGGCAGCUAUUCAGACGCUGAGGGCGCAGGUGAUCCAGAUGCACGGCCGUGGGGUGCAGGUGUAGCAGACGGACCCACAGACUCUGGGAAACGGACGGACGGACGGACGGCCGGCUGCUGGGAGGAGACUGACAGAGAGUCCCUCAAACCCCCCUCACAGAUGUGAGGGAGAGUAGCACCCCUCCCACAGUACCCCUUGCUCUUCCUACCCUUCCUCCUCCCCCUCGGGGAUGUGUCCUUGGUGCUGCUGAGGCUCUGCUCCAGCUGUAUGGGGAGCACAGACCCUCCAGAACCCAUUGACCCUGACCGCUGUGUGACCGGAUCUGUGCCCUGCUCUGUCCUACCACAGCAGCUAAGAUGACCAUGGUCAAAACACGGUCAGGGAAGAGGAGGAGCGGUCAGUCUGUUACCAGGGUUACCUCGAACGUAUGGGAGCAGCGCCUGUAAUCAUGUGACUAAAGCACAGUCUUCGAUUAGGGUCUGAAACCCUUUCAACAGCGAUAAACACUGAAAACAGAACCCAGAAUCAGAGAUCACAUGAUCAUUACCCAUGAUUCCCUGCUCCAGAGUGGACUGGGUCAGGUGGAGGGGGUUGUCUUCGAUGGCUGCUGUCUUGGGUCGAAACUCCGAGGAAGGAGAUGAAUCAUUUCAGGAAAACUAUGGCAGUGUUGAAACCACUGGAAGAAAAAAUAAUGAACUUUGUAAAUCUAAGGCUCAAAAAGGGUUUUUACACGAUGUUUCUUUCCUCUGCCCUUCACCACGUCCGGUUGUCGUGUGCUUCUGUUAUGAGUGUUUUUGGUUAUGAGGUCUGUCUCAGGCUGCCCCUUCGUGUGUGUUAGCACAUCAGCCUCAGCGUGUGCUGUAAGUGCUGACAGUAGCUCAUUUAGACCUCUCCUUGUGUCGCUCAUAUUCUCCCUGCAGGGGAGAGUGCGCUCUAGAGAAAGCUCCAGUCCCAGGUUGAUGUGUCCCUUUUAUUUAUUAGUGUACUUAUUUAUUUGCUUACAGACUGUCACUGUAGCACUUUUUUUGAGGGGGGGUGAGUUGGGGGUGGGCUGGGAUAUGACAGAUACUGUCUUUGGUGAAGUGAUAAGAUGCAGGAAAGCAUCGUAAUGUCAGUUUCCAGUAUAUCUCCGGGAGGAAAACCCUUUUGUUUAAUUUAUUGAUUUCCUGUGCCGUUCCGUUAUUUUCCGUCACGUUUUUAUUGCGUUUGGUAUCGUGAGAUGGAAGUGCUGUAGAUACCCCGCUCCUGCGCUCGCUGCCAGCAGUGGUGUGUUCAGAGGUGUGGCAGUGAUGUGUUCAGAGGUGUGGCAGUGAUGUGUUCAGAGGUGUGGCAGUGAUGUGUUCAGAGGUGUGGCAGUGAUGUGUUCAGAGGUGUGGCAGUGAUGUGUUCAGAGGUGUGCGCCGGCUCGUGGAGGUGGAGACGAGUGUGAAGGUGUGAAGUGUGGAUGGCGUGUUUGUGCACUGAAACCCGGUGGGGAAGCCCUGGCCCGAGCACCGUGGGGGUGAAAAUGCUAAUGACUUGUGACAGCUGGAUGGGAGGGGUUUGUGUGCAGGGG
Molecule: messenger RNA, 4819 nt
Organism: Anguilla anguilla (European eel)
Lineage: Eukaryota; Metazoa; Chordata; Actinopteri; Anguilliformes; Anguillidae
Product: ephrin type-A receptor 7-like
Exons: 18
Coding region: 83-3328 (1081 amino acids)
Biological process (GO): protein phosphorylation; cell surface receptor protein tyrosine kinase signaling pathway; axon guidance
Cellular component (GO): plasma membrane; neuron projection
Molecular function (GO): ATP binding; protein binding; transmembrane-ephrin receptor activity
Source: RefSeq, a predicted model, not a curated record